Messenger RNA from Aplosporella prunicola CBS 121167, 1212 nucleotides. RefSeq lists its product as uncharacterized. The transcript is spliced from 2 exons. The record is from RefSeq and is a predicted model, not a curated record. The coding region runs from base 250 to 1041 and encodes 263 amino acids. NCBI's taxonomy places the organism in Eukaryota, Fungi, Ascomycota, Dothideomycetes, Botryosphaeriales, Aplosporellaceae.
GGCUGGCAGGCGGGCAGUCGCAAUGGUUCAAUCUGUCUGUCGAUGGGUCGAGCGGGGUCGUGCGUUCGUAUGUAUUGUACGUAGGUAUGUAGCGGCGGGUGUGGCUUGGUGGUCCUGGAGGUUCUCGAGGUAGAGUAGAGGUAGCGGGCUGGUGCAAGCGUUUGCAGUAAGGCGAUCAGGACUGUUCAGCUGGUGGUGGUCGGCCGUCUUUGUACCUGCGGGUGAUUUCAGGACGGCGUUGACCCGGUGAUGUGCAGAGCUGAUGCGUUGUCUGACAUGUGCUGUGCUGUCAGGGUGACGCGGGAUGCUGCUGAUGGCGGGCCUGUGUCUGGACCGAGACCACCCCCGCCCUGCCCGCCAACCGCCGUCGCGCGCGCCGCGCCCCCGCAAACGGUUCGCGGCCUCUUCCUUUCCCGCUUCCGGCCCGCCAAUCCACAGCAUCAAUCAUAUCUGAUCUUUUUUUUUUUAAGCUGUAGCUGUCUUUUUAUUCCAAAGAAAAUUAAAACUACAACACAGCUACGCUACAGCGCUGAGAGUUCGCUUCCACUGAAAAGAAUGGUAACUGGCUUGCGCAUCCCCCGACCCCUCAUAUUUCCCCCAAACAUUUGCCCCCAGUUCGCCACCUCCUCUUCCUCCACUCCAAUUUCUCAGUCUUCUUCCGCCUCACUCUUCAGUGAUCAGAUGAGGCUCCGUCGGGAAGCUGCAACACGAGGGAUCAUUCGGCGACGAGUUGCAAUCGCAAGCGCUUUCACCCGAGCUUCCACCCGUGCUAUCGACACCAGUACCCGCCUUGCACCUAUACAAAGUGACAGUGCUCUCGGGGAAGAUUACUUUCGAGCUGGGCGAAGUCGUUGUGCACUCUUGCACCUUCCUCCAAUCCUGCCAAUCGUUCUCUUCCAUACUCCUCCUUCACAUCCCGAUUAUCGACGUACUUCACAUGGCACCUGUCGCAAUCUAUAUCAACAUAUUGAAAGACGGGGUCCUCGUAGUACGUGCAGUCCUGUUGGUAAUCGACGUAGUAGGCCCGCUUGUAGGCAUUGAAGAUAAUUUCGCACUCGUAGUCCUUGUCAUCUUUUGGAGGGUACGGCGGAUGGUUUGGAGGGCCGUUUUGGGGGGGCUGCGGAGGGUAUGGAGGCUGUCCUUGCUUGAAAUAGUUCCACCAGCCCCAGGGGCCAUGGCCGAAGCCGUGACCGUGACCGUGACCGAAGGGCC